Molecule: messenger RNA, 933 nt
Organism: Phyllostomus hastatus (greater spear-nosed bat)
Lineage: Eukaryota; Metazoa; Chordata; Mammalia; Chiroptera; Phyllostomidae
Gene: CPXCR1
Product: CPX chromosome region candidate 1
Exons: 1
Coding region: 1-933 (310 amino acids)
Source: RefSeq, a predicted model, not a curated record
AUGUCUUCUCCUACUAAAGAAGAAAGUGAUACAGCUGAUAAUAUUCUCAAACAUUCAGAAGAUGGGGCUCCAGAUGACUUUAGUGUGGAUGGAGAGCCUGCAUUUGCUGAAUCAGAUAUGAUUGCUCAGGUUGAAAGCAACCCAGUGGAUCUGGAGCUAGACACAGCAAAUGAGCCGGAGCAUGCUGCUCUUCAACCCACAGAAAACAAGGAGCUCAAAGUAGAGAAGAACGAAGAGGAACCUCAAGAAGAUUUAAAACAAGAUUCCCAUCUAGUAGAGAGUCACAUCCCUGGUAAAGAGGCCUUUGCUAUGUCAGGGUUAGGGAGAGUUACCCCUCUGAAUACACCACUAGCCAAUGUGAAUGAAACUAAUCGGAUAACUCCCUCACCCAAUAGACCAAGUGUCAACUCAGGAAACAUUCAGGGGAAAACUGGAAAGAUUUAUUAUGUCAACAUAAGUUACAAAAUCCCUUUCCGGUUCUCACUUUCUUGGAGAAUACCAUUUACUAAUAUUCAUGAGAGGCGAAGGAUGUUCCUUCGCAUGGUGUGUGAGGGGUAUUUCUCUCACAUUUUAGGCCAUCGUAAUACCAGGCAAGCAAAGCCAAGAUUUAGAGCACUUCUCAUAGACUCCAAUACUUCCAGGAAUGGUGAGAGAGCCACAACAUUUAGAAGACCCCUGAGGGUGCGCUUCUGCAAUGGCCUCUGGGAGAGAAAUGCAAGCAAAAAAAUAUCCACAUCGCCUGAUGCUGACAAGGAGAAAUUUGCACAGACCAAAUUUGAAAACGCACUUCAUCACAAAGUUUCUGAGCAUGAUUUGAGGGUGAUGAUCACCCUAACUGACGACGGUUGGAAAUACGUCUGUCCCAUUUGCGGGAGCACUUUUGACAGUGUAGUUGAACUGAGAAUCCACUCCUGCAGCUUUCUGGAGGACUAA